This is a messenger RNA of Lotus japonicus, 1152 nucleotides long. RefSeq names its product transcription factor LRL3-like. The record is from RefSeq and is a predicted model, not a curated record. Bases 135 to 965 code for a protein of 276 amino acids. Gene Ontology annotation, cellular component: nucleus. The transcript has 6 exons. Gene Ontology annotation, molecular function: protein dimerization activity. NCBI's taxonomy places the organism in Eukaryota, Viridiplantae, Streptophyta, Magnoliopsida, Fabales, Fabaceae.
UCCCUAGCUAGCUGCUGAGCAUAGCAUAUUAUAGCAGAGAGCACAACACAACAACACAGACAUCAACAUUCUCUAAAUUCUUCUCCUUUUUCCUCUUUUCUCAGUUUUGUUUUCUGACCACCUUUCAAAGUUCAAUGGAAGGUGGCAGCAGUAAUUUACACCGAACACAACCACCACCUUUAACAAGAGCCUCACCUCCUGAUUCUGAAGACUUCACCACCUUGUUCAACCACCUCCUCCACCACCCUCCGCCACCAGAUAUGGAUCCGCAUAAUUCCGGGUCUGGUUUCAAUUUCUCAGAUCCUUAUGUGAAUAAUGCUUGCUUCCCUGACCCUCAUGAUAUCACUUCCUUCAAACAACACCAGAAUUUCACUUCUAUUGAGGUGAAGAAUGUUGCUGAGGCUUCAGAGUUGCCAUCAAAUUCUGUCCCACGACCACGUUCUUCUUCAUCAAAGAGGAGCAGAGCUGCAGAGUUCCAUAAUUUGUCUGAAAAGAGAAGGAGGAGUAAGAUUAACGAGAAAAUGAAAGCCUUGCAGAAUUUAAUUCCAAAUUCUAACAAGACUGACAAAGCUUCAAUGCUGGAUGAAGCCAUAGAAUACUUAAAGCAGCUUCAGCUUCAAGUGCAAAUGUUAAUGAUGAGAAAUGGUUUGAGCUUGCAUCCAAUGUCUUUAUCAGGAGGAUUACGGCCUUCGAUAUUUCCCCAGACCGGGUUGAAUAUUGAUGAAGGUAAUGGAUUUCGGAAUUCUGUCAGUGCAAAUGAUGAGAGUUUGGUUCGGUCUGCUUUUAGUUUUCCAGAGCAUUGCAGCAUCUCAAAUCAGUCCAUACCCUCAGUUACAAACAUAGCUACUUUGGAUACAUCAUCAAGUUUUCAACUCUCCAUUAAGGAUGCACUCGGCAGCAACAUGCCACAAAUGUUUCUGGAUACAGCAAAGAUUGGAAAGCCCCCUUCUCCAGAUUUAUCCUAAAGAGCUUGAAUUCAUCAUGAUCUACGCUUAAACUUGAAUUUGCUAACUGCAACAACACAUUCCAUUUGGAUCCGUGGUACAGUUUGACAAAAUCUUUGUGCCGUAUAACAGGUGCAUUAAAAUGUAAUAGCAUUUUAUAACAUAACAUAUUCAAUUGCAAAAUGAAGCUAAAGAACAUUCUGCAACA